ACAAUUGUAUUUUGCAGCACUUCUAUAAAGUUUCCAGUGUCACGAUGGAGAAGUAUGAAAAUCUUGGUCUGGUGGGAGAAGGCAGUUAUGGGAUGGUGAUGAAGUGUCGACACAAGGAAAGUGGUAGAAUAGUGGCCAUCAAAAAGUUUCUGGAAAGUGAAGAUGACAAAAUGGUUAAGAAAAUAGCAAUGAGAGAAAUCAAAUUACUUAAGCAAUUACGUCAUGAAAAUUUGGUAAAUUUAUUAGAAGUCUGCAAGAAAAAGAAGCGCUUGUAUCUAGUCUUUGAAUUUGUUGACCGCACAGUGCUUGAUGACCUUGAACAGUUUCCAAAUGGGUUGGAUUUCAACAGGGUUCGAAAGUAUUUAUUUCAGAUUAUACGAGGGAUUGGAUUCUGCCACAAUCACAAUAUACUUCAUCGUGACAUAAAGCCAGAGAACAUACUGGUUUCACAUACGGGGGUGGUAAAGCUAUGUGAUUUUGGAUUUGCACGGACAUUGGCUGCUCCAGGCGAAGUAUACACAGAUUAUGUGGCCACCCGAUGGUACAGGGCACCUGAGCUUUUGGUUGGCGAUAUCAAGUAUGGCAAGGCUGUUGAUGUGUGGGCAAUUGGCUGUUUGGUAACGGAAAUGCUUACUGGGGAACCACUUUUUCCUGGAGACUCCGAUAUUGAUCAGUUGUAUCACAUAGUUAAGUGCCAAGGAAACCUAACUCCACGCCUUCAGGAGCUAUUCUAUAACAAUCCACUGUUUGCUGGUGUGACUUUGCCAGAGAUUAAAGAAGUUGAACCACUUGAAAAGCGAUAUCCUAAACUCUCCCCUGUUAUAUUAGAUUUAGCAAAGAGCUGUUUACAAAUUGAUCCAGACAAAAGACCAUCUUGUAUGAUGUUGCUGCAGCAUGACCUAUUUAGGAAGGACGGCUUCUCCGAGAGGUUCUCACAGGAAAUCAGUGCCAAAGUCCAGAAGCUGUCUAAAGACAAUCCAUCACCUCCCCGCAAAAUUAAAAACUCCAAAAAAGAUGAUUACCCUGGAGAGAAGAAAGCAUUGGCCAUGCAGGACUUCAACAUAGAAUCUAAAGGAAAAGAUAUAAAACCUUUAAAAGUCAAAAUAAUCAAAAUGGAUACAGAUAAAAGUGAGAAGAAUGAUGUAGCAUCUAAUGCUAGCACUUUAUUUAAUGGACCAAAUCAGAACAGAACUACUCCUUACUUCACACUGAAAGAAUCAAGCACUGGCUUAGAUCAGCAAAAAAUCCAGUGCAGCAUAAUCCCUCCAAUCAGUUACAACCCUCCUACCAUCUCUCCUCAUCUGACAUCCUCAACCAAUGCAUCAUCUGUCUCUAGCCAUGUUAGCUUCAGGGGAGAAGAAAAAGGGAAAAUGUUUGUCAGUUCUUUAAAAAAAAGUGGAGGAAAGCCUUCCACGGGUUACAAUCAGAAUGUCACAACAUUGAUUGGCAAUGGCCCUCUUCAACUAAACAAGAAAAAGUGGGAGUUUUCAAGAGCUGACAUGAGACUGCCAGAACUUAGUUAUGGCCAUUUGCCAGAACUGAAGAGCACGGAUGUUGGUACUCUUUACAAUGUCCGAAGUUCAAGACUGGUGAAGAAAGAAAACAAGACACUACCAGAGACUCGUAUCCCUUGUCUUGCUAUGAUUGAUCCCCUUAACACAAGCACAGCCUUGCCACAGUUUGCGGGAAAUUCAACCCAAGAUCAUACAGAUGUUUCAGAAGCAAAUUUCCCUCCGGUAGAACAUUAACAGAACAUUUGAAGAUAGAGACAAGAGGCAAGGACGUUAUAUUAUUAACGAAAAUGCGACACGACUAAGAGAAGACAUUCUGCCAGGAUCGGCUCGGAGCCUUAUUUUGGAUACAGUGUUACAGAUUGCUAUCAUGACAAUACAGUAAAAUGCUAUAGAAAUAUUAUACACUAAGCACUGCUGCAGCUUAAUUGUAUCCAAUGACAGGUUACCACAUGCUGGGUUCAGUGUAGCUUUACUGGUCUGGAUACCCGACAGCAUUAAACAGGACUUGUUUAUAACAAUAUGUAUCAAUAUGCUAUAAUGGAACCCAGUCAAUGACAUUUACACAUACUCUGUGGGAUUAUUUCAGUAUACUUUAUUAUUUGAGAAUGCAGCAUGUGUAGUCUAUGGCAAAUGACUUGACCAUAUCAAGAAAAACGUUACACUUUUUUGGAGGUGAAGAGGAUUCGUCAACCAAAUGUGAUAAUCUUUUCCAUAUACGUCAGUUCGAAAGUAUUUUACAUUGAGGGUGACUUACAGGCUG
This is a messenger RNA of Hyla sarda, 2274 nucleotides long. It is a transcript of the gene CDKL2, whose product is annotated as cyclin dependent kinase like 2. The record is from RefSeq and is a predicted model, not a curated record. Gene Ontology annotation, molecular function: cyclin-dependent protein serine/threonine kinase activity; ATP binding. Bases 45 to 1748 code for a protein of 567 amino acids. Gene Ontology annotation, cellular component: nucleus. Gene Ontology annotation, biological process: protein phosphorylation. Lineage: Eukaryota; Metazoa; Chordata; Amphibia; Anura; Hylidae. The transcript has 12 exons.